Molecule: messenger RNA, 1273 nt
Organism: Eurytemora carolleeae
Lineage: Eukaryota; Metazoa; Arthropoda; Copepoda; Calanoida; Temoridae
Exons: 12
Coding region: 61-1227 (388 amino acids)
Source: RefSeq, a predicted model, not a curated record
CAUGAUACAAUUUAAAUUAAAGGAUAAUUUUGUGAAAUAUGAUCCAGUCUUACUUCAAUAAUGCUGCGGGUUCACAACCUUUCUGUUAUAUUAUUAUUGAUGUUAGAUGUUGGAUGGGGAAUGAAAUAUUUGAUAAAAACUGAAACUGGAGAAAACUAUCUAGUGAAAUCUGCAGUUGAUCUUCCAACAACAGGAGGUGAAGUAAAUAAAGGUCCAGGCUAUGCAACUGUUAAAGGGUCUGAUUAUGCAAACAAGUUUAUGGAACCUACUGCAGAAAGUGCCUCCGACGACGACGAAUCAGAGGACUCUUCCGGAGAAGGUGCCUCCAAUGAUGAAUCAGAGGACUCUUCCGGAGAAAGUGCCUCCAAUGAUGAACCAGAGGACUUGACUCCAGAAAUUGCCGCCGAUGAUGAACCAGAAGACUUGUCUCCUGAAAUUGCCACCGAUAAUAAAUUAGAGGACUUGUCUCCAAAAAUUGCCUCUGAGGAUAAAUUAGAAAAAGCGUCCCUGGAGAGUGCCUCCGACGAUGAACCAGUAAGCUCUACCUGUAAGACUAUCGGAGGUCCUGGCGUAGGUUCUCCCUGUAUAUUUCCGUUCUACUGGGAGCGGACUAGAAAGAACUACACCAAGUGCACCAAGGACGUGAAUGUUAAUGAAUUUUGGUGCUCAACAAAGGUGACUAAGGAAGGCCAUCAUAUGAGCGGUAGGUGGGGUGAAUGUGAUCUAGAUUGUCCUGGAGUAAAAGAUGAACCAAAAACCUGUAAAACUGUGAAGGGGAACUCCUGUCAGUUCCCUCAGAUUGAAGGAGAUAUUCUUUACAAUGGUUGUAUUUCACCAAAGUUUAAUUCUACGUCCUACUGCUAUAUACAGGGGAAGAAGGAAAACUGUCCUGAAACCUGUCCUCAGGAGAUAAUGGUUGUUUUUAAAGAGAAAUCCAUCAAAGAAAUAUUUGCUGAGCUGAACAAUUAUCCUACAGUUGCAACAGCAUUACCUCACGCUGAGAAGAAGUGCAAGGAAAGUCUGGAGAAAAAGUUUAAGAACGCAAAACCCGGAGAAAUACCUUCCGUUGCUAAAACUGCUGAGAACCUUGAAGACGCCAUUUCUCUGGUUUGCAAAAACUCUAAAUAUUGCAAGAAUAGUAAAUCACCUUUCUGCACAACUCCAAGUUACACGAUCACACUUCGGAGAGAAAUUGAUUGCCUUAUUGAGUGCUCUUAUCCUGUCUAGUGUCUAAACCACAGUGCAGUUCUAUGAUUAAAAUUAACAAUUUGAA